CCGCAUCUUCCACGCGUUCUGACAUUUUCUUCUACUCCUGGGCUUUAUAAAAAGGUAGGGCUUCCUCAUUUUUCCCCCUACUUUUUUAGCACGAAAUUCAGCGAAAAAAAUGAAAUUGGGUCUUCCUAUUGCACUGUCGCUUGGCUUCCUCGCCGCGCCAUCAUUGGCCGUGUCCAUCUUGCCUGCGAACCCUUGCGUACCCCAAGGUACAUCCUUCUCAUGCCCCAGUGUCUAUAGUGGCGCCAUCGGCGCGUCCGCGUCGCCGAGUCCCGCUACCGCGGCCGGCAUCCAAUCCCUUUGGGCGUUGCGCGAUAACAUGCAUCAACGCUGGCAGGCUCUGGACGCGGCCUGCGAUCCAGAUGCCGUGUUUGCGCUUACUUAUUUGUUUAUGACCGACUCUGUUGCAUCUCACGUUGCCAACAAUUACUUUGAUUUCAAUGAGGACAUGGUCACAUUUACUCGUACUUUUGCGAAUUACUACCUCACCGCCAUUGAUAACUGGCACAAUGGGAACCGCAGUCAAGUUCCUCAGGCGUGGAAGACUGCCUUCAGCAAUGCCGAAGCUCAGAAGACCCUUGCGGAGCAAGAUCUGUUUCUUGGCAUGAAUGCCCACAUCAAUCGCGAUCUUGCGUAUGUCGUGAACGACUUGAAAAUGAAGAACGACCACAAACCCGACUACAACCGAAUUAACGACAUUCUGCAGGAAACUGCAGAGCCCGUAAACACGCAGAUUGUGUGUCGUUACUCUGGCAACCCGCUCCAGACCAACCCCAUCCUCGGAGCCGCCCUCCUGGAAUUGAUCACCGGCUGGCGCGAAAAUGCUUGGCAGAAUGGCAAGCUGAUGCAAUUCAAUCCUCUCCAGAAGAUUGUUGUUGACACUGCGGCAGCCGCCAUUGCCAAUUUGUUUGCUGUUAACCUUGGCACGAAUGGUCAACGUGUCCAAUACUGUCAGUCGCAACAAGCGGCCAACGCCUGCCCUCCCCUUCAGUUGACCAACCACUAGAUUGUCUCCUUUGACUAUUUUUAUGCUUAAAAAGUAAUCUUAGAUUAGCGUUUUUUAAUUCGUUACUUUAGUAUUCACUUUUUAUUCUCUUUACGAGAGCCAUAUCCUACAACGAAUAGAUUAAUCUGCUCAACA
Molecule: messenger RNA, 1138 nt
Organism: Spizellomyces punctatus DAOM BR117
Lineage: Eukaryota; Fungi; Chytridiomycota; Chytridiomycetes; Spizellomycetales; Spizellomycetaceae
Exons: 3
Coding region: 110-1003 (297 amino acids)
Source: RefSeq, a predicted model, not a curated record